AUGCUCUCUCGCACAGCAAACCGCAUAGCCCGCACAGAUACCGUCGGCAGCCUCCUUGCAGCGCCACGCCCCCACCGCAGCUUCGCCUCGUCGUCCACCUCGUUCCCCACACGCCGCCAGCACCUCUUGUGGUGCGGCAAUCUACUCGGAUACACCUCCGACCGCCUCACAAAGCUGCCCCGCGCAUGGAUAGACAGCCUCGGCGUGGCCAGCGACGUAGAUCAGGGCCUUCAGUGGACCCACAUCUCCGCCUCGCCCACCCACACUCUGCUCGCCUACCGCCUGCUACCACCCCUAGCGCCUCCUCCCACGGCAUCAGCUGGCCAUGACGCCGAGGACGAUCAACAUGCCACAGAAGACGACUCUGCAAUCAUCUACGACGGCCCUCGGGAGACAUCAGACUCGGCACCGCCCUCGAGCCUGCCGCACAAGGUGCUGGCCAUGGGCAAAAACACCCACGCCCAGCUCGGCCUCGGCUUCGCUUCGCAGGAAGCAACCAGAGGGAUGGUCACCGGCACAUUCGACGGCAAGGGCGGCGUAAGGGCUGUAUGCAGUGGUGGAUGCGCAAGCUUCAUCGUCACCCAAUCAGGGUCCUCGGAAGAAGGCUCGAGCCUCUACGCCUUUGGCAACCACACUCUCGGACAGCUCGGCCUAGGACCUGCAUCAUCACCGUCACACUCGGCCGAUCCGUACGAUGUCACCCCGCGCCAGGAGUCUGGAGACGCCCAGCUCGUGCUCCACCCGCUGCCACGACAGGUCGACCUCGACGCCUCGCUGGAAACAGGGCAUGCUGCUGCUCAGGACGGCUGGAGGGUAGAACACAUGGCGGCGGGCAUGGAUCACACCCUCCUCAUACGCAGCCGUGAAGCCGAGCCAGGCCACCUCGAGCAGCAAGUCAUGUCGACCGGCUUCAACACCGACGGUCAACUUGGCCUCUCCACGGGGCUGGAUGUGCCGAUAUCGCCCCUGAUCACCCGCACUUUCCACGUCGUCCCUUUGCCAGCGCUCGAAGCUGCCUCUGGUGACCGCUUCGUGUCCGUGGCGGCAGGUGCAGAUACGUCGUUUGCGCUCAGCCAGUCCGGCCGCCUCUUCGCCUGGGGCAACUCCGAGUACGGCCAGGCCAUGCUCGACUCGGGCGUCGAGGACCGCGUGCCCACUCCAGUAGAGGUGACCGGUGCCUUGAAGAGGGCCUGUGAGGAGGCAGGGCUCGAGCUGGACGGUGCCCGCAUCAAGAAAGUUGUGGCGGGCGGCAGCUGGGCUGGUGUCCUGGACGACCGAGGCCGCGUGUGGACGGCAGGCUAUGGACCUCUGGGUCUGGGAGCGGCCGAGGUCGAUGAGUCCCUCGAUCUUCCUCCGCCCCCGAAAGCGUCGGUCCAUCUCUCCCGCGUCUCGGCCCUACCCCCGGGCAUCACCGAUAUCCAGGCCGGCCUCGACUACGCUGUCGCCAUCGGACCAACUGACAAGCAAGCGUCAGCGCAAUCGUCGGCUCAGGAUACGCAGGAACCACAGCUGCCGCGCAUCUUUACGUGGGGUCUCGACACUGUGUCCGGCCGGCUAGGCUUAGGGCUCGGCACGACGAGCAGCCCAUCGGACCGGCUGCGUUCGGAUCCUUCGCGCAAGUCGGAUCGCCCGUCGGGUAUCGGCAUGAGCACUGGUAUGGAUCGACGAAGGGGCAAUGGAGGCGGCGCAGGCGACGAGGCGGCACCCCGGGUAUACACGCCGGUCGAGGUGCCGCGGAUCCGGCUGGGUCGGUCGCCAGAAGACGAAUGGCUCGAUGCCAAUCCGGCCGAGCGCAAGAAGCGGAACGACAGAGAGGCCAAGAAGCGGAGCGGCGAUCGCGAUGGAGCCGCUGGCAAGGUGUCUGCCGCUGCCGCCGCCGUCGAGGAUGCCAAGGUGUUGGAGGUGGCGUGUGGGUCCGAGGCCAUGUUUGUCCUCAUCGAAGACGGGCUCAACGAGGUGGGACGCUGGAACGAGUGCUACGGUCCACCGGACGCGGGCACCGACGUGGCCAUGCAAUCGUGA
This is a messenger RNA of Pseudozyma flocculosa PF-1, 2022 nucleotides long. RefSeq lists its product as uncharacterized. The transcript has 4 exons. The record is from RefSeq and is a predicted model, not a curated record. Lineage: Eukaryota; Fungi; Basidiomycota; Ustilaginomycetes; Ustilaginales; Ustilaginaceae. Bases 1 to 2022 code for a protein of 673 amino acids.